AAACAUUGUUAAGUCUUGCCAGAUAUUUGGUAGGUUUUCAAUUUUAAGCAUAUGGUGGAACCAGUUCAUGUUCCAAUUAUAUGCAAUCAGCUGUUGACAACUCAUGCGUUUGCGAAAGAAACUUUUAAAUGCGGUUGCUUGGCACUUUGAAUAAAUUCUGUAAACUCUUGAAUAACCCCCUUGCCCGGGAUUUCCCCAAACGCAGCAUGGCCUGCAGCAGAUUUGAAUAUGUCAAGUCCUUCGAGCAGGACGACAGCAUAUUACCCAACGUUUGGAUAGUCAUUCGAAUAGAUGGCAAAAAGUUCCACAAGUUCUCCAAGGCGCAUGAUUUCGAAAAGCCAAACGAUGAGAAUGCUCUUAAUGUGAUGAAUGCUGCAGCCACGGCGGUGAUGCAGGAGUUCCGAGAUAUUGUGUUGGCUUACGGACAGAGUGACGAGUACUCCUUCGUUUUUCGCAAGGAAACGGCUGCCUUUAAAAGGCGAUCCGCGAAAUUGCUUACCUAUGUCACCAGUUUGUUUUCCACGAGCUAUGUGAUGCAGUGGUCCAAAUGGAUGAACCUGCCAUUAGCUUAUGCUCCAUGUUUUGACGGUCGAGUGGUCCUUUAUCCUUCGGAGCAGAAUCUAAAAGAUUAUCUCAGCUGGCGACAGGCCGAUGUGCAUGUCAACAAUCUGUACAACACCGCAUUUUGGAAACUGGUUUUGGAGAAAGGUCUGACGAAUCAGGAGGCGGAGGCAAAACUGCGUGGAACCUUUUCAGCGGACAAGAACGAGUUGCUUUUCCAGGAGUUUGGGAUUAACUACAAUAAUUUGCCUGCCAUGUACCGAAAAGGAACGAUUCUACUUAGAAAGCGAGUUAUCGUGGGUGAUAAAGGACGACAGGCAGUAGUCCCGCUGCACGAGGAUUUGAUAUCUUCGCAAUUCUGGAAACAACACACGGAGAUCUUGGGAAAAUAUGUGCCCGGCACUUACACUGCCCCAGACCCUCUGCCGAAAUUGGUGGAAAUGCAACUGAAUACCAGAAAAGAAGACGAGGAUGGAGAGGAGUCACAGAAUCUGGCGGAGAUUAGCUGAUAGUUGAAUCGAUAGCAAUAUACUUUAAGAUAAAAAUUA
Drosophila ficusphila is the source of this 1109-nucleotide messenger RNA. RefSeq names its product probable tRNA(His) guanylyltransferase (gene THG). The record is from RefSeq and is a predicted model, not a curated record. The transcript has 2 exons. The coding region runs from base 129 to 1070 and encodes 313 amino acids. Gene Ontology annotation, biological process: tRNA modification. Lineage: Eukaryota; Metazoa; Arthropoda; Insecta; Diptera; Drosophilidae. Gene Ontology annotation, molecular function: magnesium ion binding; tRNA guanylyltransferase activity.